Xenopus laevis (African clawed frog) is the source of this 2099-nucleotide messenger RNA. RefSeq names its product transcription factor AP-1-like. The coding region runs from base 113 to 679 and encodes 188 amino acids. NCBI's taxonomy places the organism in Eukaryota, Metazoa, Chordata, Amphibia, Anura, Pipidae. The record is from RefSeq and is a predicted model, not a curated record. The transcript has a single exon.
GGGAUAAGUCGCCCGAAGAAGAGGCGAUUUGUCGCUGGACGACUAAUCUCCCCAAGUAGCAGCUUGUGCCACCACCCUUAACCCAGCGAGCGUGCAGCUCAGCCCACCCCAGAUGUGUCACAGAGUCUCUCAGUCUGGAUCCACAGGGGUACUGGUAGGUUUGCCACCUUUUCCAGAAAAUAAUACCGGCCUUUCUAUAUAUUUAUCUUUUUUCCGUAUUAAUAACAUUGGGAUCAACCAUCAUUUUUACCGGCCAGGUGGCAACCCUAGGUACCGGGGACUCAGGUUCCCUUCCUACACUCUCCCCCAUCGAUUUGGAUACCCAGGAGCAGAUCAAAGUGGAGAGAAAGCGACUCAGAAAUCGAAUCACCGCUCCCAACGCCACAAGACAAAGCUGGAGCGUAUCGCCAGGCUGGAGGAGAAGGAGCUCAAGUCACAAAACUCGGACUUGGCCUCCACCUCCAGCCUCCUGAGGGAACAAGUGUCCCAGUUAAAGCAGAAAGCCAUGAGCCAUUUCAUCUGCACCUGCAAGAUAGCGACCUCCAAAUCUAUCCUAGGGGCUAAAGGUGUGGUGGGAGACAGUCAGGAUAUCUGCCCUCCGGGUUUUGGGAUGCAGCUCCCAACCUUCAUGCCUGACUGUCGGUGCAUGCUGAGUUGUAGUUCAGCAGCUGGGUGCUAGAUAUAUUAGACAUCCUUGGGCAUGAGGCUUUAAAAGCUGGAGGAAUGAAUAAUCUAUAUAAAGAAGGAAGACCCACCCAAUGUAAUAGGGAGCUAUGGCACCCAACCAGUAUUUAUGUAUUGAAACACAAGGCACAGUACAAGUAAUGGUUUCUCCAUGAUAAAGCUGAAGAUAAACUGUUGUUUUCUUGAGGCCUGGUGACAUAGACCAGCCAUUACAUGUUCUGAGAGGGGCUCCAUUCUCAAAUGGAUAUUCUGUCCAGUAAGAAAGCAGAAUGCUUAGAAGUAUAUAAAAAUGGAUUAGGAUCUCCCAAGUCGGCCUCAGAGAGCCACAUUACACAGCCCCUCCCUUCUAUCCAGACAAAUGAACUUGCUGGACCUGUUUUGGUUUUCAGCUCUGGUUUUCCAGCCCAAAAUACAAGAACUUUCCUGUUCAAGUGGCAAAAAGCCAUUUGCUUUAGGUAUAGUUAUGUUGUUUUUUCUGGAAAAUUGAAUAGAAAUAGAAAUCUAAUUAAUGCAAGACUUUAUUUAAUACCGCUGCUUGUGCCAAAAGGUUAUUUUUGUGUAAGUUUUAAGUGAUCUUUAUUUAAUUUGGAGAAUUGUUUUUUUCCCUCAGUCCUUUGAGUUGAACAAUGUAGUUUUGCCCUUGUGGGAAACAACCCAUCAUUAUUUUGUUUGUUUUUGGGGGUAUUUUGCAUUUUGACAGGGAUGAGAUUGUACAGUUGUGGGUGUCUGUUUAUUCAACUUGUUUUUUGUGUUUGUUUAAACUUCAGUUCCUGUUCUGCUAAAAUUUCGCGCAGCAGCCUUAAAGGGACAAUAUACAUCACUUCAUAAUGAGCCAUUAAAUCAGCAUCUAAUGAACUCCUCUUUAUCUGUAAAUCUGAGACACAGCAAUUCAAAGAAAUGAAAUGCAGUGUUUAUAGGGUUCUUCACAUAAGUGGAGGGGGGAUUUAGAGCCAAAAAAAAAGGUUUUGAUUAUAAAAUGAUUUUUCUAAAUUUAAUGAGUAGGCAGAACACAUUUUUUAAUACAAUUAAGUCUAUUUGGCUCAGGCUGAGAAAUGGUGUAUAUUUAACAUUUAAAAUGCUCAGUAAGGUGUCUCAGCAGUGUCUCUGGAAUAUUAGCAACUAUUUUAUCAAUUCUAACAGCUGCUUUUAAUGAAACUCGGGGGUUUCUGGUGAACUAUCUGAAACAAACUGAACUGAAAAAAGUGUUGGAAGGUGAACAACCCCAUUAAAAAACACAUCAAGUAUUACACUUGUUGAGAUUUAUUGCGAUUGCACUAAGUUCUAUAGUUUUGUAUACCUAGUGACGUGUUAUUCUCUACGCAAACUAAUGUUUCUAUGGCUAAUCUAGGGACCAUAACAAUGUUGUUGUCUCCUCAAGGGUUAAAGGAGAACUCAACCCAAAAGUUAAAAAAAAC